Molecule: messenger RNA, 444 nt
Organism: Ochlerotatus camptorhynchus
Lineage: Eukaryota; Metazoa; Arthropoda; Insecta; Diptera; Culicidae
Exons: 3
Coding region: 1-444 (147 amino acids)
Source: RefSeq, a predicted model, not a curated record
AUGCUAAGGUGCAGCGAUGCACAUGUGGAUGCGGAUGCGGAUGCGGAUGCGGAUGCGGAUGCGGAUGCGGAUGCGGAUGCGGAUGCGGAUGCGGAUGCGGAUGCGGAUGCGGAUGCGGAUGCGGAUGCGGAUGCGGAUGCGGAUGCGGAUGCGGAUGCGGAUGCGGAUGCGGAUGCGGAUGCGGAUGCGGAUGCGGAUGCGGAUGCGGAUGCGGAUGCGGAUGCGGAUGUGGAUGCGGAUGCGGAUGCGGAUGCGGAUGCGGAUGCGGAUGCGGAUGCGGAUGUGAAUGAUGAAAUUCAACAAUGGACGCAAAACGUGGUCAUCACUUACACGCUCAUCACGAAAUGGUUGCUUUCCAAAGUCGACGACCCAUCAACCCAUCGACCGAAAAAACUGCUGAAGAAGAACAAUGAGGAAGACCACACAAUGGCUGCUGCCGAGUAA